AAAAUGAUUGGCCAUAUACAUGACGUGUGAUUUAGCAUGUAAGCAGGCAAUAUUAUUGUACUAUCUAGUAAUAUCAAAGUGCAAUAUUAUACUAUCUUAAUGUUGUGAUUACUGUGUAAAAAUAAAAAUUAGUAAAAUACUUGUUAAAGUUUCAAAUUACAGGUAGUGAAAUAAAACAACUUUUGUAUCACGUAAAGUAUAUCGAACGCAUUUUAUAAAUAUGGCGGAUCAGUGCGUGGAUGCCGAUGAGGGAGAAUGCCCUCCAGCGAAAAAAAUUAAAAUAGAAAUCGAAAAUACCGCCAAAAAUGAUGAUAGCUUGCAUGAAGCCGAAAUAAAUUUAUCUACUUUUGAAAUGAAAAGGAUAUUACAAAAUAAUAAUACAAGAAAACAAAUUUAUAUUGAAGGUACUUUUAAAGGUAGCGAAAGUCCCGCUAUUCUUUCAUUAGAAAAGACAACUUUUCCGACGGACGAACUUUUUUUGAAACAAGGAUUCUUUAAUAAAGACACAACUAUUCAAAAAGUUUUUAGUAAUCACAUUUAUGGAAAUUAUAGGUGUUUUCCAAUAAAAGAAUAUAAUGGUUUAAAUGUAUUGUUAAUACAUCCUGCUACACCAAAACACAUUGAGAAAUUCAAAAAAAAGGAAUUACAUAUCGUAAAUGAGACAUAUGAAUUAUAUGAAAAAAUUACUUUACCUCAUAUUACAUCACAACAAUUUUCUUUAGAGUGGAUAGAUAAUAUUUUGGCCCAUAAAGCUGAACAAAAUAAAAUUGUAUAUGAAGAUACAAAUAAAGAAACAGGUUUUGUAAUGGUACCAGACUUGAAGUGGGAUGGACAACCACAAACACUUAAACUUUUAGCUCUUCCAUUCCAAAAAGUUAGAUCUAUGAGAGAAUUAAAUGCAUCUCAUCUUCCGCUAUUGAGAAAUAUACGAGAUGCUGGAAUAGCAUGUAUAUCUGAAAAAUACAAUAUACCUGCGUCCCAACUUAGGAUAUAUCUUCAUUAUCAACCAUCAUAUUAUUAUUUACAUGUCCAUUUUUCUUAUCUCAUGUUUGAAACUCCAGGAGUACAUGUUGACAGGGCACAUCUUUUAUCCACUGUUAUAAAUAACCUAGAAUUAAUGCCAGACUACUACACAAAGUGUAUACUCUCGUUUUUGGUAUUUGAAGGAGAUUUAUUAUGCGCUAAAUUUCGGGAACAUGGAAUUGUGGGAAAAAAGAAAUCUGAAUCUGAAGAAACAUAAGUAAGAUCUGUAAAAUAAAAGUAUUUUAUGACAAGCAUUAUAUAUAUAUAUAUAUAAUAUUAUAACAAAAAAUAAAAUAUAUGGAUUAUUAAAAAAUGUAAAAUUACUUUCCUUAUAUUUUGUAAUGUAACAUUAGGCAAAUAAAUGAUAUUUAAUGGAAGCAUUAUAUCUCUAUAUUUUAUAAACUAUAAAUUGUAGUUUAUUAGUUUAAUAAAUUGUAGUUUAUUUAUUCUAAAAUAUUUCAAGUUUUACAUAAAAGUGAAAAAGAAAUUAUAUACUUUGUAUUUAUCAAUAUUUGCUUCAUAUAUCAUACAUCUCUCAUUAGCUGAUAUUUCAACAUAAAGAAGAACAAUUCAAUGAUAUAUUACUGAAUAAUUUUUCUUAUUCAUUUUUCACUAAUAUGGAAUCCAAUUAUCACAGAAAAAAAGACUCAAAUUGAGAUGUAUUAUACAAUAUUUUUACAUAAAUGAUACAAAGUAAUAGUUCUAUUUAUACUAUAUAGAAAUGCAGUAAGAAGAGCAUACUUAAAAAAUAGAACACUAAAAAAUAUGAAAAAUUAUAAUUAAUUAUUUUUAUGUUUUAUUAUAUAUUUAAUUUAUAUAAUCUAAAUCAAUAGAAAAAUAAAAAAACAAAUUUAGUUAUAAUUAUAACAAAUAAUAAGAUAUGGACAAUAUUUACUGAAUAUUAUUAUAAAAUCAUAAUCUUCUUUCUAAACAAACGAUGCUAAAAUAUUUAGUUUUUUAUGAUAUUUGGCAAGAUUAAACAAAUUAUGUGAUAAGAAUUAAUAUAAUAAUUGAAAUUAGAAAAUUUCAUUCAUUAAUUUUGGAUAAUUAAAUUUAAUAUAUAAAAGAUAGUUUUAUAUUUGUUAAUUUUAUAUUUCUCAGAGAAUUUUUUUUAUGACAUAAUAAAAUUAGUGGCUCUUCAUAUUCGAUAUAAAUGCUCGUCAUUUUGUAUGACUAUAUGAUUUAACAGUUUUGAGAGUAACAUGGAAACUUUUCAUACCUUUACUUUGCAUAGUUACAUGUACGUAUGCAUAUUAGGUUUAUUAGUAUCCGAAAAAAAUUAUGUUACUUUAAGAUAAACAUACUUUAGAUUAAUCCAGCACUGAUGCUGCAUAAAUCAUGUAUGAUACCAUGUUAUAAUUUUUAUUUUAAUAAAUAUUCCUAUUAAACAGAUAA
This is a messenger RNA of Vespa velutina, 2418 nucleotides long. It is a transcript of the gene Dcps, whose product is annotated as m7GpppX diphosphatase. Gene Ontology annotation, biological process: deadenylation-dependent decapping of nuclear-transcribed mRNA. The coding region runs from base 221 to 1240 and encodes 339 amino acids. Gene Ontology annotation, molecular function: RNA 7-methylguanosine cap binding; hydrolase activity. The transcript has 5 exons. The record is from RefSeq and is a predicted model, not a curated record. Gene Ontology annotation, cellular component: P-body; nucleus. NCBI's taxonomy places the organism in Eukaryota, Metazoa, Arthropoda, Insecta, Hymenoptera, Vespidae.